Magnusiomyces paraingens is the source of this 1518-nucleotide messenger RNA. RefSeq lists its product as uncharacterized. Gene Ontology annotation, cellular component: cytosol; mitochondrion. The transcript has a single exon. NCBI's taxonomy places the organism in Eukaryota, Fungi, Ascomycota, Dipodascomycetes, Dipodascales, Dipodascaceae. Gene Ontology annotation, biological process: glucose 6-phosphate metabolic process; glycolytic process; intracellular glucose homeostasis. The coding region runs from base 1 to 1518 and encodes 505 amino acids. The record is from RefSeq and is a predicted model, not a curated record. Gene Ontology annotation, molecular function: ATP binding; mannokinase activity; glucokinase activity.
AUGACCCAACAAGACCAAAAUCAACUCAUGGAAACUGCAAAAACUAUUGCAGACCAGUUUAAACUUCCAGAAAAUGGAUACCUUCAAAAAACUGUUGAAGAAUACGUUAAACAAUCCCUUCAUGGUCUUGCCCAUCAAGACCCAGUAGGCAUCCCAAUGUUACCCUCAUUUGUCUCUUCCAUGCCCACGGGAAAGGAAAAGGGUACCUUUUUAGCCCUUGACUUGGGAGGAACUAACUUUCGUGUAUGUCUUGUUAAACUUUUAGGUAACUCAAAGCAUACGAUUGAUCAAAUUAAAGAAGCUGUAAAUCCAGAGAUUAUGGCUUCUGAUAUGAAGACUUUUAUCUCACACUUGGGUGAUCGUAUUGUCAGUUUUUUGGAAAUUUAUUAUCAAUCUUUCCUUGAGCAAUGUGCACACGACCCAGAAUCAACUCCAGAACUUAAAGCUGGAUUUACCUUUUCAUUCCCCCUUCAUCAAACAGCAGUCAACCGUGGAACUCUUAUCAGAUGGACAAAGGGUUAUAGUAUUAAUGAUGCAGUUGGUAAAGACAUUUUGCAAGCCUUGCAACAAGAACUUGAUUCAAGAGGCUUACGACUCCACCUAACUGCUGUAAUUAAUGAUACAGUUGGUACAUUACUAACACGCUCAUACUCUAAACCAGUUGGGUGCGGCCCAACCAUUAUUGGGUGUAUUUUUGGAACAGGCACUAAUGGUGCUUAUAGUGAACCCUUGGCUAACAUUACCAAGUUGGGAGCUGAAGAGCUUGCUCACGUGGCUCCUGGUAAGGAUAGUAUGGUAAUUAAUACUGAAUGGGGUGCCUUUGAUAAUGCCCUCAAGGUAAUUCCCAAUUGUAAGUAUGAUAAACUUUUGGAUGCAAAUACUCCUAACCCUGGGUUCCAUAUGUUUGAAAAACGUGUCAGUGGAAUGUUUUUGGGUGAAUUGUUGCGUAUUAUUAUGGUGGAGUUGCAUGAUGCUGGACUUUUGUUUACCACAAAUGAAGCCCUUGAAGCUCUUAAAUACCCGUCGCCUGCUCAUGCCAAGGAUGGCAAAACACAGAAUGCUUUGCGAGUUCCUUGGUCAAUGAAUACUGCAGUUCCUGCAACACUUGAUGGUGAAAGCAACAACAAUAAUAAUAAUAAUAAUAACAAUAAUGACGACUUUACCCAUUCACGUAAAAUUAUGUAUGAGCAUUUGGGCUUUGAACCUAAUCAAGAUGAGUUGGCUGCUCUGAGUGUCAUUGCUUGUGCCAUUGGUAAGCGUGCUGCGUAUCUUUCGGCCGUGCCUUUGGCUGGUGCUGUAUUACAUUCAAGAGCUCUUGAACGGUUUGAUACUAUUGAUGUGGGUGCAGAUGGUAGUGUUAUUGAACAUUAUCCUCGGUUUCAAGAAAUGAUUUUUGAGGCUUUGGAACAGACUGAAUUAGGUUCUAAGGGAGUUGCUCGCAUUACAAUGGGAAUUGCAAAAGAUGGUAGUGGAGUUGGUGCUGCCUUGUGUGCAUUGGAGGCUGAAGGAUGUUUGUGA